Molecule: messenger RNA, 310 nt
Organism: Staurois parvus
Lineage: Eukaryota; Metazoa; Chordata; Amphibia; Anura; Ranidae
Source: the annotation of a GenBank genome assembly
GUGAGCUGUGAUUGGUCACAGCUUGUCACAUGGUGCAAGGCUGUUGUGAAUAGCCCUGUACCAUGUGAUCUGUGUGAUCAUUCACAGAUUUCACACGUAGUAAGCAAUGAUGUCACAAUUGACAACGAUCCAACGAUCGGUAAGUGACAUCUUACUUACUACUCUGCAUGUGAUCACUGAUUGGCCAAUCAGUGAUCACAUGAUCCGGACCUCACACAGAGGUCCCGUACAACGAUCGGUGUUCCACUGUGUCCAGAGGACACAGCGUGCACCGGAUCCCAGGGAGCGCGCACAAGCAGGGUGCGGGGAG